GUAACCACUAAUAGCAUCACAAUGGAGCUUUGCAACUCUGUGUUUGAUCUAAUGAAAGAACUGUUUGAUCUUCCAUUGGAAACAAAAAAGCAAAAGACCAGUGAUAAGCCUAACCAUGGUUACUUUGAACGAAAUCCAAAAGUCCCUUUGUAUGAAGCCAUUGGAAUCGACUUGGACGGCCCAUCGUAUGACAAAGCGGUUCAAAACUUCACCAACAUAAUGUGGCCGACAGGAUAUGAUCAUUUCUGUGAGACAAUCAAUCUGUAUGCCAAGUUGCUGAUAGAAAUGGACCAAACUGCUAAAAGAUUGCUCUUUGAUGGUUAUGAUUUGGACCAAAGUGGUUGUGAUUCCCUGCUUAAUUCAACCAAUUACAUGAUUCGGAGCUUCAAGUACCUUGUUCCUCAGAAGGCACAGAAUAAUUUAGGACUGAUUGCUCACACAGACAGUUCAUACUUCACCAUAUUACAUCAGAAUAACGUGGCAGGUUUGGAAGCUAAACUGAGAACUGGUGAAUGGGUCAAUAUUGAUCCCUUGCCCAGCAAGUUUUUGUUCUUGGCAGGUGAUGCAUUAAAGGUUUGGAGCAAUGACAGAAUACCACCUCUUGAACAUAAGGUGAUGAUGACAGAAGACAAGGAGAGGUACUCCAUUGGAUUAUUUUCAUAUAACAGUAAGAUGAUGGAAACAGAAGAAGGGCUAGUUGAUGAGGACCAUCCACUGCGAUACAAAGCAUUUAACCAUUAUGAAUACAUCAAGUUGCGUAACAAGUUUCCAACGCAGACGGAGCUUUUAAAUUUUAUCAUGCUGUGAUCAAGUUUUCCAGCACAGACGGAGU
This is a messenger RNA of Prosopis cineraria, 832 nucleotides long. Its product is annotated as probable 2-oxoglutarate-dependent dioxygenase AOP1.2. NCBI's taxonomy places the organism in Eukaryota, Viridiplantae, Streptophyta, Magnoliopsida, Fabales, Fabaceae. The transcript has 3 exons. The record is from RefSeq and is a predicted model, not a curated record. Bases 22 to 807 code for a protein of 261 amino acids. Gene Ontology annotation, molecular function: dioxygenase activity.